AUCAGGACCUGUUUUUGAAUCCAUCUAAUUCUAAUCAAAGAAGGACGUUCCAGCAGCGGGAUUGUUUCACUUCUGCGACCUGGCUGCUGCCCUGCAAACCCCUCUACCCCACUCCUCUGCUGCCCCCCUAGGUCUCCACACACACACCAUACCCACACGCGUGACCGGAGAUCAGGAGGGUCCGCAACUCCGCCGCCGUUGAGGUGAGCCUGCGCCCCCUCCUCCCCCUCCUCUUCCUCCUUCUCCUCCUCCUCCCUCUCCUCUGGUACGCCUCGGAACAGAAUGCGCUGAUCUCCGCUCGCUCUCCAGAAGGAUGAUUUCUGUCAUCUCCACCGCGGAGAGUGUUCCCAAGGGUACGGGAACCCCAGCUCCGAGCUUGUACCUGCGGAUCAGGAAGGUCUUGUCCAGGGACCUGUUGGUGACUCUGGCCCUUGGUCAGGUCCUGUCCUUGUUAAUCUGUGGUAUCAGUCUGACCAGCAAGUACUUGGCUGAUGACUUCCAUGCCUGCACUCCAGUGUUCCAGAGUUUUCUCAACUACAUCCUUCUGUUUCUGGUCUAUACCACCACGCUGGCAGUCAGGCAAGGGCAAGGGAACUUACUGGCCAUUCUGAAGGAGCGCUGGUGGAAAUACAUGAUUCUGGGUUUGAUUGACAUUGAAGCUAACUACCUGGUCCUUAAGGCUUACCAGUACACUACACUUUCUAGUGUACAGCUGUUAGACUGCUUUGUCAUCCCAGUGGUCCUGCUGCUGUCCAGGUUCUUUCUCUUGGUAAGGUACAAGGCUGUUCACUUUGUUGGGGCAGGACUGUGUCUCCUGGGUAUUGGCUGCAUGGCAGGAACUGAUGUCCUACUUGGUCGCCAACAAGGCCUCGGAGAGCAGAAGCUGUAUGGAGAUCUUAUGGUUCUGGGAGGAGCAACACUUUACGGAAUCUCCAACAUCUGUGAAGAGUUCAUUGUGAAGAACUUGAGUCGUGUGGAGUUCCUCGGCAUGAUGGGACUCUUUGGAUCCUUCUUCAGUGGAAUUCAGCUGGCCAUCAUGGAACACAAGGAGCUGCUGAAGGUACCCUGGGACUGGCAGAUAGGUCUUCUCUAUGUGGGUUUCACCGCCUUUAUGUUUGGCCUGUAUAGCUUCAUGCCAGUGGUGAUUAAAAAGACCAGCGCCACCUCGGUCAAUCUCUCUCUGCUCACAGCCGACCUGUACAGCCUCUUCUGUGGCCUUUUUCUCUUCCACUACAAGUUCUCAGGGCUUUAUCUGCUAUCCUUCUUCGUCAUUAUCUUGGGUCUGGUCCUUUACUCCUCCUCAUCAACGUACGUUGUCCACGAUCCACGAGUCUACAAGCAGUUCAGGAACACAGGCAGUCAACCAACCUCUGACCCACCCCCACUCAGUUCUGGAGUCAUGGAGCCUGCUGUCACUUACACCACCCUGAGCAGUGACGCUGGGGAAGAGCUUCCUGUUCGUGUAGCUUGAGAUGAUCUGGAAAGGGAGGUUAGUCUGUAACUGGGUGAAUCAGCGUGACAGCUGCAGCCUACAGCUUCUCCACAGUUGUAUACUGUACAUAAAAAAAUUGCUGGCUGUACCCAGUCUGCUAAGCUGGACAGCAGGGUGAUCACCGACGUAGGUCUAGGUUUUCAUUUCAUGGCCUGUAUUGAGGAGCGUCUCAGUCCUCUCAGUGACCAAGUUAAGACAAUUUCAUGUAUUCGUUUGUGUACCUAAUAAAUGGCUGACCAGAAUGUGAUUAAAACAAAUAGCGAUGUGUUCACUGUGAUCAAAGACUCAACUCAGUAGACAGUAAUGACUGUAAAUGAUCAAUCAUGUAAAUAGAUGGUAUUGUAAUUUGAUUUCAUUUGCUGUUUACUUUUUAUAUCUGUCAAGAAUGUUUACGCUUGAUAUCUGUAUAAAUGAUGAAGUUGUAUACAUUUCAUUAUUGGAUUCAUUUGAUUUCUUAUUAUCUGAUGGAAAUCCAUGGUGUUUUAAUUCCACUUGCAGUUUAGUAAACAACUCCAUUAAAAUCUGUGUAUUUUUCCACAUGGUGGAUAUUUUAUAGGUUGGUACUGAUAUAACUAUUGUAUUUAGACUUGAUGUGUCAAAGUUGGCAGCUUCUGCACCAAGGAGAAUGUCAGUCUGCCAAUAGAAAGAAGGCUUUAAAGGCAUUUAGGUUUUAUUAUAAUGAUUUACAUAAAAUAAAAUAAAUGAACUGAUGAAAAACUG
This is a messenger RNA of Mugil cephalus (flathead mullet), 2212 nucleotides long. It is a transcript of the gene slc35f1, whose product is annotated as solute carrier family 35 member F1. Gene Ontology annotation, molecular function: transmembrane transporter activity. The record is from RefSeq and is a predicted model, not a curated record. The transcript has 8 exons. Lineage: Eukaryota; Metazoa; Chordata; Actinopteri; Mugiliformes; Mugilidae. Gene Ontology annotation, cellular component: membrane. Gene Ontology annotation, biological process: transmembrane transport. Bases 314 to 1471 code for a protein of 385 amino acids.